Aspergillus homomorphus CBS 101889 is the source of this 2112-nucleotide messenger RNA. Its product is annotated as fungal specific transcription factor domain-containing protein. Bases 1 to 2112 code for a protein of 703 amino acids. Gene Ontology annotation, biological process: DNA-templated transcription. The record is from RefSeq and is a predicted model, not a curated record. Lineage: Eukaryota; Fungi; Ascomycota; Eurotiomycetes; Eurotiales; Aspergillaceae. The transcript has 4 exons. Gene Ontology annotation, cellular component: nucleus. Gene Ontology annotation, molecular function: DNA binding; zinc ion binding.
AUGUGCCAUUAUGUGGGUCCGCAGGGAGUCUCCACCGGGGAAUCCCAGGACAUCAAGUACUAUAUCCACAAACUCGAGGCCCGUGUGCAGCAGCUGUCAAACGAAAAUAGUCUGCCUCCGCCACCAGAGGUUCCGGUAAAUCUUGCCUGGACUCCGGGCAUGCUACUGGCGGACCCUCGGCCAGAGGUACAGCCAGUCCCUCCGGCACCCGAAGCCAAUUCCGAUCUGCAGCCUGAAUAUCCGGGAACCAUCCUCAUUCAAGAGGAUGGUACGAGCUAUCAUAAUCCUACGCAUUGGCAAGCUGUCUUGGACGAAAUCGCAGAGGUCAAGGAAUUCUUGCAAAUGAAUGAAAAUAGCUCUCCGGAGGAUGCGGAAGAGGAGAGUCUGGUCCCGGAGGUUUCAGGCCCAGUACUCUUGUUCGGAAACACGAUCUCCGCGACCAUCUCGGAGCUUCUGGCAGCCUUGCCAGCUCGAUCGACUGCAGACAGGUUGAUCUCCGCGUACUUGAACUCCAGAGAGUCACCACUGGUUCUUAUACAUACUCCGACAUUCACGCGCGAAUACUCUGCUUUCUGGAAGAAUCCUUCAGGCGUAUCAAUCAGCUGGCUAGCCUAUCUAUACACCAUUCUCAGCGCUGCGGCUGGGCUACAUCUGUUCACCACUGCCGGCAGAGCCGAUGGACAUUUUGCGGAAGCAUUUGAUCAAUAUUUCACAUUGUCGUCACAAUGCCUUACCAUGGCCGAAUACACAAGACCGGGGCGGUACAAACUCGAGACUCUCCUCCUCAGUAUUUGUUGUGAGAUCCUGAGAAGUACAGAUACCCAUGUCGGACCGUCAAUCCUCCUUGGCCUGGCAACUCGGCUCGCUAUCCAUAGCGGCUACCAUCGUGACCCCAAACAUUACCGCGAAAUAUCGGUAUUUGACGGGGAGAUGCGACGCCGUGUCUGGAUGUAUCUCUGUCUUCUGGACCACUACAUUUCGUGUCAAGCUGGUCUUCCACCCACCACAGCGCAGGCGCAGUCUGACACCUUGGAGCCGCGGAACUUGACCGAUGAUGACUUAGAUCCAUCGGCCACGACUUUACCUUCUGCCCGGCCGUCGACGGAGAAGACACCCAUUCUUUUCCCGGUAGUUCUGAAUCGGGUGAUGUUCGCAGGAGCCGAGAUUAGUCGCAAGGUCUGCUCUGUCAAGGGAGUUCCCUAUCGAGAGGUGCUGCGACUCGAUGCCAAACUACGAGAACUUCAUGCUGACAUUCCACCGCCUUUGCGAUUCCGUCCGCCGAGCGAGUCCAUUGCAGACCCCCCUACUACGAUUAUGGACCGCUAUAAUAUUGAUCUGAUGUACCAGAAAGCUCGAUCAGACCUUCAUCGAAGAUAUUUGACCCAACAUCGCCUAGAUCCCAAAUACGCGUUUUCACGCCGGGAGUGCUUGGACGCCGCAAGACGGGUCUUGCAACAUCAAUCCGAUAUCUUCAACGAGAGUUCACCGGGCGGGCAAUUGAAUUACGCCUCCUUCUUCUUCUCGUCCUCCGUGAUCAUGCAUUUUCGUGUUGCGGCGAUGAUCGUUUCGUUGGAGAUCUCAUGUCAAUCCCGGUAUGACCUUCAACAGAACCUGCCGCUCACUGUACGACAGGCAAUACUGGCAGAACGGCAAGAGCUUUCUCGGGAACUCGAGCGCUCUCACAACAUUUGGAACCAUCUUCGUUCCCAGUCUAAGGAAGCCAUGAAAACGGCGGAUGCUCUGCGGAUCAUGCUUCACGUCGCAAACACUCACCUGCAGCAUGGCGCAACACCAGGUGGGGAUCAACCCUCCCCGGCUCUCGCGGAUACUGGAAUGAUCAAUUCCUUCUCGGAACUUGAUCUCGUGCCAUCCCACUUGACCACGCCACCGAGUCAGAGUCAGAGCCCUCACACUGCCCUCUUUGAUGUCGACAUCAUGGAUGCAACGUUCUAUCUAGGACAGGACGUGGGUUCGGAUCAUGCACAAUUUGCUGCUCCUACAGAUAACGUCGAUUUCUUUGAUCGUUAUUGGGACAACCUGAUGCUUCUAGGCGACGACUCAUCGAUCAAUCGAUUGUGCAUGGAUCCCAAUGCUGGACUCGAGUUGAAUUAG